UGUCGGUUGAGGGGAGAUUGAGGUGUUUGUGUGAGGUUAAUAAAACGAUACAAAAAAGUAUAUGUUAUUUUUUUUAAGAAAGAUACUCCAGAAACUGAGAUUUGUUCCCACAAGGGUCAACAUUUAUAGAAAGCAAGAAACAAAGAAAUUUGCUUCACUUUUCAAACCAUUCAGAUGCUGAAGUGAAGUCACUAUCACACCAGUUCAUCUAUAAAUACUGUGAAGAAGUCAAACAAGCAGCUGCUGUCACAACACAUUCAACUACUCUACUAUUCUGAUCCACUGUUGUAAUGAUGGAGUGUGUUAAAGAGGAGACUGAUCCUGAAUCAUUCACAAUAACACCUGAACAUACUCAACAACAAAGAGGCCUAAAAAGAUCAAAAGAGGACAGUCAACAACAAAAUGAAGUGGAGGAUGAACAUCAGCACCACAAUUCUUUCAGUUGCUCACAGACUGAUGAGGAUUCACCUCAAGAAAGAGCAAAAACCAAAAUCUCUUUUGCAUGCCAUCUUUAUGGUGAGACUUUUUCACAAAAAGGACAUUUAAAUGUUGAAUUAAAGACUCACACAGAAGUUAUGCUAUACACCUGUCCUCAGUGUGAUAAGACUUGCACAAGUAAAGGCAAUCUUAAGGAUCAUUUAUUAAGUCACACUGGUGAGAGGACCUUUGCAUGCCCUCAAUGUGGUAAAUGUUUUAAAAGACAAAGAAAUCUUAAUGUUCACAUAAAGACUCACACUGGAGAAAGGCCCUACAGCUGCCCUCAAUGUGAUAAGUGUUUUUCACAAAUAGGAAAUCUUAAUGUUCACAUAAAGGCUCACACCGGAGAAAGGCCAUACGCUUGUCCUCAUUGUGCAAAGACUUAUAUACGUAAUGGAGAUCUUAAGCAACAUUUAAUAAUUCACACAGAUGAGGGGCCCUUCACUUGCCCUCAGUGUGAUAAGACUUUUUCACAAAAAAGAAAUCUUGCUGUUCACAUAAAGUCUCAUACUGAGGAAAGUCUAUAUACCUGCCCUCAAUGUGGAAAGACUUACAAAUGGAAAGGGGAUCUUAAGAAACAUUUAAUAUUUCACAUAGAUGAGGGGCCCUUCACUUGCCUUCAGUGUGGUAAGAGUUUUAAACAACAACGAAAUCUUAAUGUUCACAUAAUGACUCACACUGGAGAAAGGCCCUUCAUCUGCCCGCAAUGUGGAAAGACUUACAGACGUAAAGACCACCUUACAGAACAUAUAGUGACUCACAGAGAUAAGAAGCCCUUCACCUGCCCUCAGUGCUAUAAGGGUUUUUCACGGAAAAUACAUCUUAAUGAUCACAUACAGACUCAUAAUGGAGAAAGGCCAUACGCAUGUCCUCAGUGUGAUAAGGGUUUUAUACGAAAAAGUAUACUUAAUUUUCACUUGAAGACUCACACUAGAGAAAAGACAAAGACAUACACCUGUUCUCUGUGUGGAAAGACAUACACAUGUAAAGAGUCCCUGAAAGAACAUAAAAGAAGUCACACUGACCACAAACCUUUCUCUUGUCCUCAAUGUGGAAAGAGCUUUAGACAAAAAGGAAACUUUAAUAUUCACAUGAGGAGUCACAGUGGUGAUGGGCAUUACACCUGUCCUCAUUGUGUAAAAAGAUUCACAAGAAAAGCACAUUUGGAGAAUCACAUACGAGUUCACACUGGAGAGAAACCUUUCAGGUGCCCGCAGUGUGAUAAGAGUUUUACACAACGUGGAAAUCUUCAGUGUCACAUACGAAUUCAUACAGGUGAGAAGCCUUACUCGUGCCAUCUGUGUGAUAAGAGUUACGCACAGGCAGAAGGUCUCAAAAAGCAUCUGCUAUCUAACCAUUCUGUAUAAAACCCCUAAACGUGACACUGAUCAAACACAAGUGACUGUAUACUGGAGAUAAGCUGCACCGCUGUCAUUCAUGUUGAAGAAGUUUCAGACGAUCACACAGCUGCAGACUCACAGAGAAAAGCGCCGUCUGUAAAGAGGGAACAAAGAUCCAAACACAUGAUGUGAAAUGAAGAUAAACCUCACGAUUGAAUUACUCCAAAAUAUAUGAAUUUUAAUAGAUUAAAUGAAGUGGUGAAAUUUGUUAUUUCUUGUAUCUAACUUGUAGAGCAUUAUGUUAGCAGAGCAAACAAUCAUGGGUUCGAUCCCAGGAACACACAUUUUUAAUCAAAUGUAUAGCUUAAUAUAUGUUUUCCAAAUGCAUUCAGUCUUUCAUCUGUUUAUUGUGUUAUUAUUAAAGUGAUUGCAGUUAAAACUACCUUCCUCAUCCUCCUUCAUCUGUACCACACCAAAACCGUGACACUUAUUGAGUUAUUUGUUCAUAAAUCAGUCUGCACCUGUCAUGUUUGUUUUUAGGUCCAUCCAGCAAACAAUGAAAAAAGAUGACGUUUUGCAAUAUUUCGAGAUAUAUUUUAUUUCCCUUUUUGUGAUAUAGUAUUCAUAAAGUGUAAUUUAUUUAUUUUGUUAUGUAAACUUUAAG
This is a messenger RNA of Paramisgurnus dabryanus, 2481 nucleotides long. RefSeq lists its product as uncharacterized. The record is from RefSeq and is a predicted model, not a curated record. Lineage: Eukaryota; Metazoa; Chordata; Actinopteri; Cypriniformes; Cobitidae.